GUUCAAAACUUCAACCUCAAAAUUUUUAUUAAUUUUUGUGUUAAUUUUAUUAUUGUUGAAAUUUAUUGCGUGACAUUACUUGUGUGAUAACGUUGCAACUUGGUUUAGAUUAUUUACGCGUUGUUAUUGGUGUGUGUGAAUGCAUUUGGUUGAAUCGCCUCAAAAUAUGCAUCCCCACUAUGCAUAAUUUUAACAUGUUUUUCUUUAUAUUCUUUAUUCCGAUUUUGACCCGGCUUUGCACCUCUGCCAGAUCUCAAGCAUAUGUAAAUCAUUCAAUGUGUUAAAAGUACCAUCAAUUUUCUUGUUAUAUCCAUUAAGUGCCAAUUAAUUUUAUCAAAUAUGUGUUUAUUCAGCAAAAAAAGUGUUCAUUAUCUCUUAACAAUAAGAACAAGAAAUUAUUAUUAUCGCGGAAGGUUUUUAACUACUGCUGUUGAUCCGCCAAAGAGCUUUAAAGAAAUACCAGGACCGCUCUCGCUUCCUCUGGUGGGGACCCUCUAUCUUUAUUUCCCAUUUAUCGGUCGUUAUCAGUUCGAUAGAUUACACAAAAAUGCCCUUAAAAACUUCCAACUUUACGGACCAAUUAUACGGGAGGAGAUUGUCCCAGGGGAACAUAUUGUCUGGUUGGGGGAUCCUGACGACAUUGCCAAAAUGUUCCACACGGAGGGCACCUACCCCUACAGGAAGAGCCACCUCACCUUGGAGAAAUACAGACUAGAUAGGCCCCACAUCUACAACUCAGGCGGUUUGCUCCCAACAAAUGGACCCGAAUGGUCAAGAAUCCGAAAAGUGUUCCAGAAAGGUCUCUCUGGCCCAACCGAGGCUCUUAGUUUUAUCAAAGGCUCAGAUGACGUGAUAUCUGAGUGGUUAGAUACUCGCUUCAAGAAAAUUCACAAAGAGACGUCAAACAUGGAUUUUCUUCAAGAACUCUCAAGGUUAUUUUUAGAGCUGAUAGGCGUUGCCGCUUUUGAUAUAAGAUUUCAAAGUUUUCACGAUGAUGAAUUAGACCCGUGCUCCAAAAGUACGAAAUUAUUAGAAUCAGCCUUUGUUACUAAUAGUACAAUUUUAAAGACGGAUAAUGGGCCCCAAUUGUGGCGCAAAUUCGAAACACCGGCCUACAGGAGGCUGAGAAAAGCGCAGGAAUUAAUGGAGAGCGUUGCGAUUGAUUUGGUGGCUUUGAAGUUGUCCACCUUCAAGGAAAAAACAUCAAAUCCUCCCACUUUGCUUGAGCGAUACCUCGCCUCUGCCUCUCUGGACUUCAAGGACAUUAUAGGCGUAGUGUGCGAUUUUUUGUUGGCAGGAAUGGACACUACCACAUACUCCUCAAGUUUCCUGCUUUACCACUUAGCCACCAACCCUUCAACUCAAGACGCACUUUACGAGGAGGCUUGCCGUCUCCUCCCGAACCCUGCGGCCCCUCUAACUACAGAAAAAUACAAACAAGCAGAAUAUGCAAAAUGUGCUGUGAAAGAAUCUCUAAGAUUGCGGCCGAUUUCGAUCGGUGUCGGCCGCCAGUUGACUACAGAUGUUGUUUUUUCAGGGUACAAAGUGCCUUCAGGGACGGUUGUAGUGACUUUGAACCAAGUUUUGAGCCGGAUGGAGAAAUAUUUUCCGGAGCCUGAUUCAUUUAAGCCUGAACGUUGGAUGAAAAAUGACCCUUCCUACGUCCAGACGCACCCGUAUCUUGUGAUACCUUUCGGGCAUGGGCAAAGGUCCUGCAUUGCGAGAAGGUUUGCCGAACAGAAUAUGGUUAUUUUAAUUCUAAAGUUGGCGAGAAAAUACAAAUUGAGAUGGAACGGAUCUGAAAUCGACUCAAAAUCCCUACUGAUCAAUAAACCAGAUGGACCAAUUUUAUUGUCUUUUGAGCCAAGAUAGUAUGUAUGAGUAUAUUUGCAAGUAUUUUUACAUGUAAUUAUUGCCACUAACGAAAUAUAUUUUUAUAAGUA
Tribolium castaneum (red flour beetle) is the source of this 1943-nucleotide messenger RNA. Its product is annotated as cytochrome P450 302A1. The transcript has 8 exons. Gene Ontology annotation, molecular function: monooxygenase activity; heme binding; iron ion binding. Bases 340 to 1872 code for a protein of 510 amino acids. The record is from RefSeq and is a predicted model, not a curated record. Lineage: Eukaryota; Metazoa; Arthropoda; Insecta; Coleoptera; Tenebrionidae.